Messenger RNA from Carassius auratus (goldfish), 701 nucleotides. RefSeq names its product intraflagellar transport protein 20 homolog. The coding region runs from base 95 to 493 and encodes 132 amino acids. Gene Ontology annotation, cellular component: cytoplasm; ciliary basal body; centrosome. The record is from RefSeq and is a predicted model, not a curated record. The transcript has 5 exons. Gene Ontology annotation, biological process: cilium assembly; protein localization to cilium. NCBI's taxonomy places the organism in Eukaryota, Metazoa, Chordata, Actinopteri, Cypriniformes, Cyprinidae.
GACGGUCAAACAGAGCGAGGAGGCGCGCUCAGUCAGUCCAGCAGGAGAGCCGCAUAAUCAAAUCAAAGCCAGCUUUUAUCGAGUUCCUCUGGUCAUGGCUAAAGACCCGUUGGGCGAAGCUGGUCUUCAUUUCGAUGAACUCAACAAACUACGAGUCCUCGAGCCUGAUGUGAGCCACAAAACCAUUGUGCUCAAAGAGGAAUGUGAGGAGUUUGUUGACAAGAUAGGCCAGUUUCAGAAAAUUGUAGGUGGACUCAUUGAACUUGUGGAUGAGCUAGCAAAGGAAGCUGAAGCUGAAAAAAUUAGGGCCAUAGGUGCAAGGAAUGUACUGAAAUCGGUUGAAAAACAACGGGAGGCUCAGCAGCAACAGCUUCAGGCUCUGAUUGUAGAAAAGAAAAUGCAGUUGGAAAGGUAUCGAAUAGAAUAUGAAGCUCUUCAAAAAGUCGAAGCAAAGCAGAGUGAAUUCAUUGAUCAGUAUAUACUGCAGAAAUAAGAGUGCUUUAUUUCCUCUUUCUGUUAGACAAGAAAAGUGAUGCUAUGCAUCUUGAUUUACAAUGACUUCCUAAUAACUGAAGGGUCCCUAACGGUGUAAACUGAAUCAACCAGUUAAAAGUUGACAACAGACAUCUGUUCAGCCUCUGACUCUGUGGUGUUAACAGAGUGAUAUUUCAUGACCAGUUCAAGGAAGUGCAUACUUGUAA